Messenger RNA from Penicillium coprophilum, 1137 nucleotides. Its product is annotated as fatty acid alpha-hydroxylase. The transcript has 2 exons. Lineage: Eukaryota; Fungi; Ascomycota; Eurotiomycetes; Eurotiales; Aspergillaceae. Gene Ontology annotation, molecular function: heme binding; fatty acid 2-hydroxylase activity; iron ion binding. The coding region runs from base 1 to 1137 and encodes 378 amino acids. Gene Ontology annotation, biological process: fatty acid metabolic process; lipid biosynthetic process. The record is from RefSeq and is a predicted model, not a curated record. Gene Ontology annotation, cellular component: endoplasmic reticulum; membrane.
AUGCCCGGGAGAGUAAUGCCGACGUUUACCUCCGCUGAGGUUCAAUCCCACGAUACGGCCAAGUCGUGCUACAUCACCUUGGGAGCUAACGUUUACGACAUCACCGAUUUCCUCGACGCGCACCCUGGUGGUGGUGAUCUCAUUUUGGAGUAUGCCGGCAAGGAUGUGAAGGAUAUCCUGAAGGACGAGAUGUCCCACGAACAUAGCGAUGCCGCCUACGAAAUUUUGGACGAGUGCCACAUUGGUUUUGUCUCGGAUGUGCCGGUGUCUAGCAAAACCACGACAACGACUACCAUCAUCGAAACCGUGACCGAAACCGACUCUGGUCCUGUUUACAAAACCACCGGGAUGUCCCGGGAGGAGGACCUGUCGAUUGAUACCGACUAUACCCAGGACUACAAAACACACAAGUUCUUAGACUUGAACAAGCCCCUUCUGAUGCAGCUGUGGCGCAGCAACUUCUCCAAGGAGUUCUAUCUGGAACAGAUUCAUCGACCUCGUCACUACCGGGGAGGAGAGUCCGCUCCUCUGUUCGGCAAUUUCCUCGAGCCUCUCAGCAAAACCGCGUGGUACGUCGUGCCAAUGGUCUGGUUGCCACUGGUUAGCUACGGUAUCACGGUCGGAGCUGCCGGGCUGGGGAGCACCCCCGUCGCUGCCUCCUACUUCCUUAGCGGCGUGGGUCUCUGGACUCUGAUCGAGUAUCUGAUGCAUCGGUUCCUCUUCCACAUUGAUCACUGGCUUCCGGACAACCGUGUCGGUCUGACCCUGCACUUCUUGCUCCACGGUAUCCACCACUACCUCCCGAUGGACAAAUAUCGUCUUGUCAUGCCACCGACACUGUUUGUGGUUCUAGCUGCUCCAUUCUGGAAGCUGGCACACGCAGUCUUCUUUUACAAUUGGUACGCGGCUACAUCGGUAUUCUGUGGCGGAAUCUUCGGGUACAUUUGUUAUGAUCUCACCCAUUACUUCCUGCACCACCGCAAUCUUCCUUCGUACUACAAGGAACUCAAGAAGUACCACCUCCAGCACCAUUUCGCUGAUUUCGAAAAUGGCUUUGGCGUGACUAGUCGGUUCUGGGAUCAGGUGUUCGGUACCGAGCUGGUAUCUCCUGCUCUGAAGGGCACCAAGGCUCAGUGA